Paramecium octaurelia is the source of this 1151-nucleotide messenger RNA. The record is from the annotation of a GenBank genome assembly. Lineage: Eukaryota; Ciliophora; Oligohymenophorea; Peniculida; Parameciidae.
AUGGUGAAGUAACUCCCUUUGUAAAUUAAAUAGAAACGAAAUCCUUGGACCAGUGAAGUAUUUUUGUAAAGUUAUAAAAAGGAAGACCAGCUUUUAAGAAAAUUGGUGAAAAAAUACCAAAAUGAAAGGCUUGCUUGGAAGAUAAUUUCAUAACACUUAAAAUAGAAUGGAUUUAAUAGGAAUACGAAAGCAUGUAGAGAAAGGUUUUCAAAUCAUCUGGAUAGUGCUUAUAACAAGGCUGAUCUAACUGAAAAUGAAAUAGAUUAACUAUUUGACUUAAUAGAAGUGCAUGGCAAUAAAUGGGUACCUAUUUUAUCAAAUCAUAGACACAUAUUGCUGAAUAGUUGAACAAAAGAACUGAUUAGGACAUAAAAAACAAAUUUUAUGCUCAUGUUAAGAAAAUCAUUCGUAGAUUGAUUAAAGCUGCAUAUUAAACAACCGAAAGUAUUUAGUUUUUUAUGACAUAGGCUCCAUAAUAAUUGCCAGAAUACAGCCACUAUUAAUUUCUAGCAUAUAUUGUCAUGUCGAGGAAGAAAAUGAUAAAAUUUUAAAAAUAGAGCAAGAGAUGAAGGUUCUGUUUAAGUAGUUAAUUCGAAACAAUAAAAAUAUUCAAGUUGGUGUUAAAGUUGAUGACUAAACAAUAGAAUAAGUUAAAUUAGUUAUGAACUACCUUGGCAAGCAAAAGUAAUUUGAUCUCAUUAUUCUAGCGAUAUUUAUUUAAAGAAAAAGAUUACUAAAUAGGCAGAGAAGGUUAAGCUUAAGAAGAUAAAACAAAAGAGAUCUCUUAAACUCUCAUAAAACUUGAAAAGAUAAUCAAAAAUAAUCGAGAAUAUUAUACAAAAGAAAGCUAUUUUUACAACAAAUAAAAUAAAAAUAGAAAAAUUUAAGUUCCAAUACCCUCAGGGGCAAGAAAUUAAAAAUUAGACUUCCCCAGAAUAUACCCCAGGAGACAACCAUUUUUCAUUUUAUUCAUACUAUAGUCCUUUUACUAGUAUCUUUUAAUGGGGACCAUCUUCCAAUAUCAUUCCAAUUGAACCAAUAUUUACAAAGGUAUAGAUCCUCAAUAUAAAUAGAAUUUUUUAUGUGGAUUUCCUGGCCGCUAAAAUCAGUGUAUUAUGUGGCCUGAGAGUUAUCAAAUAACUUCUGAAUGA